CACCAAUUCCUGACCGUUGAUUUGUUGCAGAUGGGUAAAAACGGACGGCUCAGAUGGAACCCUUUCAGCCACAGAUCGUCUUCUUCCUCCUCUUCAUCGUCAAGACAACAACAACAACAACAACAAGAACCUCCGGUCGAAUUCCUCUGUCCGAUUUCAAAAUCAGUAAUGUCUGACCCUGUUGUUGUAUCUUCCGGUCAAACCUUCGAACGUGUCUGUGUUCAAGUCUGUCGCGACCUAAACUUUAUCCCCAAACUCAACAACGACGACGACGAUUCUCAACCCGAUUUCUCCAACAUCAUCCCUAACCUAAACAUGAAAUCAACAAUCGAUACUUGGUGCGACACCGUUGGCGUCUCACGUCCUCAGCCACCUGAUUACUCCACCGUCGAGAGAACUUUACGGCAACAGAUGCCUCCACCGGACGUUGAGAUUCGUGUCUCCGAGCAAGAGCUUCUCAGUGCUGUAGCUCACCGAGCUCCGAUGAUUAUUCACCACGCUGAUUCUGAACUCAUGGGAAGGAGAGAUUUCAACAACUCCACGACCUCUUCUGAUGAAUCUGUAAUCGUUGCUCAGAGUCCUUUCACUCCUCUUCCUUUAACAACACGACCCGCUUGCUUCUCUCCAUCUCCAUCAUCUUCUUCCUCCGAAAUCGAAACCCUAACGCACCACAAUUUCUUCUCUAGUUCAACUUCCACCGCCACAGAAGCGGACGAAGAGAUUUACAACAAGCUUAAGAGCAGUGAGAUUUUUGAUCAAGAGCAAGGUUUGAUUAUGAUGAGGAAGAUGACUCGUACUAAAGAUGAAGCUAGGGUUUCGCUUUGUUCUCCUCGGAUUCUUUCUUUGUUGAAGAACAUGAUUGUUUCGAGAUACAGUUUAGUGCAGACGAAUUCGUUAGCUUCGCUUGUGAAUCUAUCUUUGGAUAAGCAGAAUAAAUUGACGAUUGUUCGGUUAGGAUUUGUUCCGAUUUUGAUCGAUGUUUUGAAAUCGGGAUCUAGAGAAGCUCAAGAACACGCAGCUGGAUCAAUUUUUAGUCUUUCUCUUGAAGAUGAUAAUAAAAUGCCGAUUGGUGUUUUAGGAGCGCUUCAGCCAUUGCUUCACGCUUUACGAGCAGCUGAGAGUGAUCGGACGCGGCAUGAUUCGGCUCUUGCGCUUUACCAUUUGUCGUUGAAUCAGACGAAUCGGUCGAAGCUCGUUAGGCUUGGAGCAGUUCCAGCGCUUUUCUCGAUGGUUAGAUCAGGUGAAUCGGCGAGUAGAGCAUUGUUGGUGAUCUGUAAUUUAGCGUGUUGUAGCGAAGGACGAUCAGCAAUGCUUGAUGCGAAUGCGGUUGCGAUUCUUGUAGGGAAGUUAAGGGAGGAGAGGACGGAUGAGCCGACGGAGGCUCGUUCGUCGUCUUCCGCACGUGAGAAUUGUGUGGCGGCGUUGUUCGCGUUGAGCCAUGAGAGUCUUCGAUUUAAGGGUCUAGCAAAGGAGGCAAGAGCAGUGGAAGUAUUGAAGGAAGUGGAAGAGAGAGGAACAGAGAGAGCUAGAGAGAAAGCCAAGAAGAUUCUUCAGUUGAUGAGAGAAAGAGUGCCGGAGGAUGAUGAAGAAGACGGUGAAGGAUCAAUUGAUUGGGACCGAGUUAUCGACUCAAACGGCUCCAUUCGGUCCAGAUUCCGAGUUGGUGGUGGUAGAAACAGAAUGGUCACUCAAAACUCCUCUGGCUUCUAAGUCCCAUUCCAUUUGUUGUUGUAUAGACAUCGAAAACGUUUUGUGAUUGAAUUUUUUUGUAUCUUGACUUGAAAUAUUUGAGAAAAAAAAAAGACCAUGACUGAUG
Molecule: messenger RNA, 1816 nt
Organism: Arabidopsis arenosa
Lineage: Eukaryota; Viridiplantae; Streptophyta; Magnoliopsida; Brassicales; Brassicaceae
Source: the annotation of a GenBank genome assembly